AGUAUUAUUUGCACGUUCAAACGGUACACGUUACACCCGCUCAUGGAGUAAAGGAACGUGUUCGAAUUUUAAAUUUAAAUAAGUUACAAGUAAUACUGCAAAAUGUUGACGGGGUGGCGAUUGGCGUUGUCAAAAUUGUUCAUAAUACCGCAGAGGUAUGUCUUGGCGAUUAUGGCCUUAUUGGCCGUGGCCAAUGCGUAUACUAUGCGGGUAUGCUUGAACCUGGCCAUUACUCAGAUGGUGAAGAAAGCACAGUCUGUCUCCACAGAAGAUAAUUAUGAUCCUCUAGUAUGUAAAGACCGAUCAGGAAUUGAGUCAAACUCUACAGAUGUUAGGAGUUUUUAUACUACGAGAGCUGAAGAUGAUGUCAUGCUUUUUGAAUGGAGCGAGGCAACCCAAGGCCUGCUACUGGGGUCUUUCUACUACGGCUACGUACUAACUCACAUUCCCGGAGGAAUGUUGGCCGAAAGGUUUGGCGGCAAAUGGGUGCUUGGAGGCGGUCUUCUAUCCACUGCCAUUUGUACCUUCAUCACGCCAAUCACUGUCAAAAUGGGAGGAGCUACUGCACUGUUUAUUUUGAGAGUUAUUGAAGGAUUUGGAGAGGGUCCCACAAUGCCAGCCCUCAUGGCCAUGUUAUCCAAAUGGGCCCCCAAAGCAGAGAGAGCAAGGUUCGGUGCCAUCGUGUUCGGAGGAGCACAGAUAGGCAACAUCGCUGGUUCAUACUUUUCUGGACUGAUCAUGCAUAACGGCAGCUGGGAGAAUGUCUUCUAUAUGUUCGGAGGACUUGGAUUAUUGUGGUUUUUGUUAUGGUCGGUACUCUGCUACAGCACGCCUAACACCCACCCGUUCAUAUCAGACUCGGAGAAGAAGUUCCUCAAUCAGAAUGUCGACGCCCUCAUCCACACAUAUUCAAAAAAGUUGGAUCCCAUCCCGUGGAAGGCUCUGCUCAGAUCUGGUCCUUUGUGGGCAUUGAUUAUUGCUGGUAUUGGACACGAUUGGGGCUAUUUCACAAUGAUCACGGAUUUACCCAAGUACAUGACUGACGUUUUGAAGUUCAACAUUAAGGCUACUGGGAUAUUGUCAGCCUUGCCUUACGUGGCUAUGUGGAUUGCGUCCUUCUUCUUUGGUCUGCUCUGCGAUUUCUGCGUGAAGAGGGGAUAUCACUCUAUAACGAGUGCUAGGAAAAUUUAUACUACUAUUGCGGCAACUGGUCCCGGUGUCUGCAUAAUCAUGGCGUCAUACUCCGGUUGUGACGUCACACUCGCCGUGUUCUGGUUCAUCUUCGCUAUGACGCUCAUGGGAGCGUACUACAGCGGUAUGAAGAUCAACCCAUUGGACAUCACUCCUAAUUACGCGGGAACUACUACAGCCAUGGUCAAUGGAAUCGCUGCUGUGUCGGGAAUCAUUUCACCGUACCUUAUAGGGUUGUUGACGCCUGAUUCCACAUUAAAACAAUGGCGAGUAGCGUUCUGGGUGUGCCUAGGAGUUCUAGUCUUCACAAACGUAAUAUACGUCCUCUUCGCAAAAGGAGAACAGCUUUGGUGGGACGAUGUCAAAGCCCACGGCUACCCUCCAAACUGGAAACACGGCGACCUCCCCACAAGACCCGUAGACUCAGAAGAAGAGAAAAAAGAAAAGAAUGAAAAAGAGAAAAUAUAAACCGACUGUUAAUUUAAAACGUUCUGUAAAUAUUAAAUAGUAUUAUAAUUGUAAUUAGGCUAAUUUUGUUAUUUAUGAAUAAGAGAUUAUUUAAUUUAUA
Molecule: messenger RNA, 1759 nt
Organism: Helicoverpa zea (corn earworm)
Lineage: Eukaryota; Metazoa; Arthropoda; Insecta; Lepidoptera; Noctuidae
Product: putative inorganic phosphate cotransporter
Exons: 9
Coding region: 103-1659 (518 amino acids)
Biological process (GO): monoatomic anion transport; transmembrane transport
Molecular function (GO): transmembrane transporter activity
Source: RefSeq, a predicted model, not a curated record